This is a messenger RNA of Asparagus officinalis (garden asparagus), 669 nucleotides long. RefSeq lists its product as uncharacterized. The transcript has 2 exons. Bases 63 to 569 code for a protein of 168 amino acids. The record is from RefSeq and is a predicted model, not a curated record. NCBI's taxonomy places the organism in Eukaryota, Viridiplantae, Streptophyta, Magnoliopsida, Asparagales, Asparagaceae.
UCGAGAAACUUCUUCAUCGAGGAUACGGUUUUGAUCAGUUCAGGCGUUCUUUUUCUCGUCACAUGCUGAUGUUCAGAGAAGAAGGGUAUCCAGAGUUGGCCGAUUCCUUCACUGUCGAUUUCACUGUUCUGGAGUCAGAGAUCCGAGAGUUGAAGGAGUUGAAGGCUGGUGGAGCUUCUUCCUUCGUGUCUUCUCAGAUGGAGCAUAGGCUGACACAGUGGCACGACCUGAGAUCUUCCAUCGGCAGCGAGCUUCGAUCUCAUGAGCAUUCUGUUGCGCAGCUGAUGGCUACCGUGGCGAGGAAGGAUACAGGUAGAGCCGAGUUACUCAGCUCUUUGGAUUCCGGCCGUGAGGAAGUGGCUAGAUUGAAGGAGGCCUUGAGGCACGCCGAGGAGUCCGUUACUCUUAUUGCAGAAGACCUGGCUGGAUUAGAGCGUUCUCGUGAACAGACGCUCGAGAAGCUGGGAUCUACACAGGAGAGAUUGAUGAAGCUGAAGAAAGAAGCCGCGGAGAUCUUAAGCAGUUCCGAAGACUCUGUCCGAGCUAGUCUGCAGGCAGAACUUGAGUAGAGCUAUGCAGACAGGCUUUCUAGUUUAGAGUCCCAUGUUCUUAGCCGUCAGUUGCCUUCGGGCUAACGAGCUUUUUAUUAUAUGCUUUUGACUUGAUCUA